Messenger RNA from Oryzias melastigma (Indian medaka), 7676 nucleotides. It is a transcript of the gene rims2a, whose product is annotated as regulating synaptic membrane exocytosis 2a. Gene Ontology annotation, molecular function: transmembrane transporter binding; small GTPase binding. Gene Ontology annotation, cellular component: presynaptic membrane; cytoskeleton of presynaptic active zone. The transcript is spliced from 31 exons. Lineage: Eukaryota; Metazoa; Chordata; Actinopteri; Beloniformes; Adrianichthyidae. The record is from RefSeq and is a predicted model, not a curated record. The coding region runs from base 539 to 5374 and encodes 1611 amino acids. Gene Ontology annotation, biological process: positive regulation of synaptic transmission; regulation of synaptic plasticity; regulation of membrane potential.
UUUUGAUGCCAAGAAUGCUGAACUUGCUGAAAGUGUGAUUGAGUUUUUACGUGCUGAAGAAAGGAGAAUCACCAUAGUGUGAACACUAACUAAGCAUUCAUACUACAGCCUCUGAUCUGCUUAUGAAACAUGCACGCUGUUGGUCCCGCCGCUCCAGCCGGCCUCAGCUCCACUCCGGGGUUUGCAGCUGCCGUCCUCCUGCUGUCAAUGAACAUCCAGCGCCUCCUCUCCUCUCCAGGCUCCGCUCUACGUCCUUCCAUCGCUCCGCCUCUUCUUCUCCUCUCUCCCUCUCCUCCAAUCUACUUUGCCUCUCUCUGUCAUUGCAUCCAUUUUUUUUUUUUUUUUGCAUUGAAGAAAUCUCCAAGAAUUAGGCUGUACGGAGCUAAAGAGAGCGACGGAGGAGGGUUAAGGGCUCCUAAGGAAAGCAAACAAGGGCGGACGGGACAUCUUUGACUCCAUCAUGCCAGUAUAAGGAUGGCAGCGAUGGGUUAGGCGGGAUUUACCAUGACUGCAAAAUAAAAGCCGCCGUGUGUGAAAGAUGUCUGCCCCACAUGGGCCCCGGGGUGGCCCAGGGCCUGCCGCCGCCGCCGCUGCUCCCUCAGCCGGCGCCAUGCCGGAGAUGCCGGACCUCAGCCACCUCACCGAGGAGGAGAGGAGGAUCAUCCUGGGCGUCAUGGACCGCCAGAAGAAGGAGGAGGCGAAGGAGCAGUCAAUGCUGAAGGUCAAAGAAGAACCAAAGCCUCAGCCAGCACAGUGGUUUAGUGGGAUCACUGAGCUGGUAAAUAAUGUUCUUCAGCCCCAGCAAAAGCCCCAAAAUGACAAGGAGCCAGAGGCAGACACGAAGUUACACCAGCAGUUUGAGUCCUACAAGGACCAGGUCAAGAAGAUGGGGGAGGAGACUAAGCCGACUCAGGACCAGAAGAGUGAAGCCCCGACCUGCGGGAUCUGCCACAAAACCAAGUUUGCAGACGGCUGCGGUCACCUUUGUUCAUAUUGCCAAACGAAAUUCUGUGCUCGAUGCGGAGGACGAGUGUCUCUGCGGUCAAAUAAGGUUAUGUGGGUAUGCAACUUGUGCCGAAAACAACAAGAAAUCCUCACCAAAUCGGGGGAAUGGUUCUAUAGCUCAGGACCGGGUCAAGUGCGGGGCGUGUUUGAGGGUGGGCCACAGGGGAAAAAGGCCAAACUGCAGGACCCGGCUCUGUACCCCCACCAGGGAGCCCCCGGCGACUUGAGACCAUCUUCAGACAGAAGCAGACCUCACGGUGGGCUUCUGCCCAGACAGGCGUCCCUUGACAACGAUACAGGGCUACGGUACUCUGGACCUGGCGACCCAUCCCUGGACAGGAAACAGAGUCCAUCUGCAUCCAGGGAUCCAAACCAAAAAUACGACCAAAGGGAGGGGGGCAACCACCCUCAGUAUGCCCCGGCAGACGGCGGCAUGCCCAGAUCACCGUCCGAUUAUGGGGAUAGAGACUCCCGAGGCCCACACAUGUAUCCAGACGUGGACGCAAUGCGGAUGGGCUUCCGAGACCGGCGGGGGCCCGGCCGCUGGCACUCACAGGAAUAUCCACUCGACCAAGAAAUAGAUGGACCCCCAACCGAGUAUGACCUCCAGCGGCAGCGGCAGGAGGAAUACCAGGCGCGGUAUCGCAGUGAUCCCAACCUGGCACGCUAUCCUGUCAAGCCUCAGCCCUACGAGGAGCAGAUGAGAAUGCACGCCGAAGUGGGCCGGCUAAGACACGAGCGGCGGCACAGUGAUGUCUCUCUAGCUUACACGGAGCAGGAUGACCCCGGCCCCAUCCGUCUGUCCCGCCAGCAUCUCACCGAGCGCCGGCCGCCCAUGGUGGGACAGCGCUCGUACUCCGUUGACCGAUCCUCACCGGGACCGAUGGGUCCUAGCCUUGGAAGCCACAGAACCUCCAACCACAGCCCCCCAACUCCACAUCGCAGUCCUGUCCUGGGUGAGCGGCCAGACCUGCGGAGAGGAGACUUUGGUGGAGACGCCAUGAGGAGGCAGCAGCACCACCUGGACCCCAGUUCAGCCGUCCGCAAGACCAAACGGGAGAAGAUGGAGAGCAUGCUAAGGAACGACUCUCUGAGCUCUGACCAGUCAGAGUCAGUGCGGCCCCCACCCCCAAAGCCCCACAAAACCAAAAAGGGAGGGAAGAUGAGGCAGGUGUCACUGAGCAGCUCAGAGGAGGAGCUGGCCACCACGCCGGAGUACACGAGCUGUGAGGAUGUGGAGAUAGAGAGUGAGUCAGUCAGUGAGAAAGGGGAGAGUCAAAGGGGAAAAAGAAAAACUAUUGAGCAGGCAUUUAUGUCUGAGCCGACACACACCUUAUCUGAGAGGCAAAAGAAAAUGGUGCGCUUUGGGGGACACUCAUUUGAAGAGGACUUGGCAUGGUGUGAACCACAGGUUAAAGACUCUGGAGUUGAUACGUGCAGUAGCACUACCCUAAACGAGGAGCAUAGCCAUAGUGAGAAGCACCCAGUGACAUGGCAGCCAUCCAAAGAUGGAGAUCGUCUUAUAGGCCGUAUUUUGCUCAACAAGCGUAUGAAAGAUGGAAGCGUGCCUCGUGACUCAGGAGCUCUGCUUGGUCUGAAGGUGGUGGGAGGCAAGAUGACAGAAUCUGGCAGGCUUUGUGCUUUCAUCACUAAAGUGAGGAAAGGAAGUCUAGCAGAUACUGUGGGACACCUUAGACCAGGAGAUCAGGUGCUGGAAUGGAACGGCAAGCUCUUACAAGGAGCAACAUUUAAAGAAGUUUACAAUAUUAUCCUAGAAUCGAAGCCGGAGCCACAGGUGGAGCUGGUGGUGUCACGGCCUAUAGGAGAUAUUCCAAGGAUACCCGACAGCACACACGCACAACUGGAGUCAAGUUCGAGUUCUUUUGAGUCUCAGAAGAUGGACCGUCCAUCAAUCUCCGUCACAUCCCCUAUGAGUCCUAGUAUGCUGCGGGACGCGCCCCAGUACCUGUCAGGACAGCUCUCAAGCCAAAGCCUUAGUAGAAGAACAACGCCUUUUGCUCCUAGGGUCCAGGUCAAACUGUGGUAUGACAAAGUAGGCCACCAGCUUAUAGUCACCAUUCUGGGCGCCAAGGACCUGCCGCCCAGGGAAGAUGGUCGGCCCAGGAACCCUUAUGUCAAAAUUUACUUUCUCCCUGACAGAAGUUUGAAUUAUUGUUCCUCCAGUGACAAAAGCAAACGGAGAACAAAAACAGUAAAGAAAUCCUUAGAGCCCAAGUGGAAUCAGACCUUUAUGUACUCGCCGGUGCACCGGCGGGAGUUUCGGGAACGCAUGCUGGAGAUCACGCUAUGGGACCAGGCAAGAGUGAGGGAGGAGGAGAGCGAAUUCCUGGGAGAGAUCCUCAUAGAGUUGGAGACAGCCCUUCUGGACGAUGAACCCCACUGGUACAAGCUACAGACCCACGACGUGUCCUCCAUCCCACUUCCUCGUGCCUCCCCAAAUUCACAACGCCGGCAGCUCCAUGGAGAGAGUCCAACGCGCCGUCUGCAGAACAAAGACUCAUUUUCAUACAACUCAGGAUCCCAGAGGAUAAGUGACAGCGAGAUUUCAGACUUUGACUGUGAAGAUGGUGUCGGAGUUAUAACAGACUAUCGGCCAAAUGGAAGAGACUUCCAGAGCUCCACGUUGUCUGUGCCUGAGCAGGUCAUGUCAUCCAACCAUUGCUCCCGGUCGGCUGACAUAGCCAGGGCGCGGUCCCGUUCACCCAGCGUCCCCCCACCAUCCAGCCGUGACCGUCGUGUGUACCCGCUCUGCAGAGAGGAUGCAGUCAGGUUACUGCGUUCCACUAGGAUGUCCCGGGCCCAUUCUGAGGCCUCCUACUCCUCUGAUUAUGACUACGAGAGGAACCACGGAGCCAUGGAUAGACACGAGUAUCACAGCAGAUCCCGCUCUGCAGACCAGCGGCCCGUUAUAGAGCGCCUCGCGCCGCGCUCGCGCUCUACUGAACGCCCCCACGACUCUUCCAUCAUGAGGUCGAUGCCAUCGCUGCCGUCUGGGAGGUCCGCACCCCCCUCUCCUGCCAUGACGAGAGCGCAUCCUCGUAGUGGAUCGGUCCAGAUCAGCCCAACUGGUACCCCCAUGUCCAGUAGGCGAGGGCGGCAACUCCCACAGCUUCCACCCACAGGAAUGGACAGAGGUAUGGACAUGGACGAGAGGACCAGGCAGAUGAGAAUGAAGAUGAACAAGUACAAGCAGGGAGCGGGCUCUGAUUCCAGACUUGAACAGGACUAUCACAAGCGCGCCGGCAGAGAUGCUCGAGGCUCAGACAACCUUUCAGUCAGGUCGUCGGACAGUGAUGUAAGUGACGUGUCCGCUGCAUCGAGAACCAGUAGUGCCUCUCGGUUCAGCAGCACGAGCUACAUGUCUGUCCAGUCGGAGAGGCCGCAGGGAAACCGCAAGAUCCGUGACUUUGCAUCCAAAAUGAAAAACAGGCAAAUGGGCACAUCCAGUGGCGUGAACAUGACCAAGAGCACAAGCAUCAGCGGCGACAUGUGCAACCUGGAGAAGACGGACGGCAGUCAGUCCGACACGGCGGUGGGCACGGUAGGCACAGACGAGAAGAAGAGGCGCUCCAGCAUUGGUGCCAAAAUGCAGGCCAUGGUUGGCAUCUCGCGCAAGAGCCGGAGCACCUCUCAGCUCAGCCAAACAGAAGCGGGAGGUAAGAAGCUGCGCAGCACCAUCCAGAGGAGCACAGAGACGGGGCUGGCGGUGGAGAUGAGGAGCAGGAUGACUCGGCAGGCCAGCCGGGAGUCCACCGAUGGAAGCAUGAACAGUUACAGCUCAGAGGGAAACCUCAUCUUCCCAGGCGUGAGGCUGUCCUCUGACGCUCAGUUCAGUGACUUCCUGGACGGCCUUGGCCCCGCCCAGCUGGUUGGACGCCAGACACUAGCUACUCCACCUAUGGGAGACAUCCAGAUUGGUAUGGUAGAGAAGAAAGGAGCCCUGGAGGUGGAGAUCAUUAGAGCGCGUAGUCUUGUGGGAAAACCAGGUUCCAAGGCACUGCCAGCACCAUAUGUAAAGGUCUACCUUUUGGAAAAUGGGGUCUGCAUAGCCAAAAAGAAAACGAAAGUAGCAAGAAAAACCUUGGAUCCUCUUUACCAGCAACAACUGCCCUUUGAGGAAAGUCCAGGAGGGAAAGUUUUGCAGGUGAUCGUAUGGGGGGACUAUGGGCGUAUGGACCAUAAAUCCUUCAUGGGAGCAGUUCAGAUACUGUUAGACGAGCUGGACCUGUCCAACAUGGUGAUUGGCUGGUACAAGCUCUUCCCUCCCUCCUCACUGGUGGACCCAACUCUAGCCCCACUGACAAGAAGAGCUUCCCAAUCUUCACUGGACAGCUUCUCUCGGUCAUAGCAGCGUGUGGACUGACAGCAUUGUUGUAGCAGCCAGUGUCGCAGUCACAGGUCACGACCCCCGGUUAAACUGCAUGCUUGAUGUUGUGUCUUCUGAGCCUGUUUCUCGGGGUGCAAACGUGAUCCUGUGUUUUGAGCAAAAACGGCGCGCACUUUGUGCACGUGGCAAAAUGCGUCGCAAGCGCAUGGCGGCAGGGAAUGCCAGGCGUUGUUGCUACUUGGAGGAAGCUGGAAUGAACUCCUUAGCACGAGGAAUCCAUCCGUUCCAGGCCUUCUUCCAAUUCGAAGCCAUGGGGGUCCACACUGGGAACCACUAAACGGGUUUCACAAAGACCCUUUUUGAAUGAAAAAAUCAACAUGUCGCUUUGAUUUUUUUUUUUCAUUUGUAUUGUUUAUUUAUUUUUCUUUGAAUGUCAAUCUGUCUGUGUCUAAAGGGGAUGGCCGUUUUUCUAACGCUUGGUCACGCCACGCCAACAGACCUCGCUGCGGUGUUGAGCCCCGCCCGUUUGCGUGGGGCGCUUUCAACACUCCUUCAAAAACACUCCGGCAUCUUCUGCCUCGAUGUGUGGAUCAACCUGCGCUGAUAAAUCACCUUAAUCAGGGACAAUACUGAAGUGACAGCCGUCAACCCUCCAGAGAUUAUUCAGCAACAAUCCAGACCCCAGAAGAAAAUGUACAAUCCUUUAUUUGUUAAUAUAAUGUAUGAAAAUAAAAUAAGAACUAUUUUUUCUUUUUAGUUUUUUUGCAUGGGCACAAAUUUAGCAAAUUAAAAAAAAAUAUUUUCUUGAGGCUGCAUAUUGCAAAAAAGAAAAGAAAAAAUGAAACAGAUCAGCCACUUUCAAGAAUUUAUAUUAUUUUUAAAGAAAAGAUUUCUCUAGUGCAUGGUUUUCAAGGGGAGUGAAUGCAAUAUUGUGAUAAAAAAAUAAAAAAAACAUUGUUUAUCCUUCUUUAGACCAUCGGUGAGUCUGUGUUUUACAGACGUGCAGAUAAGAAAAACUUAAGAGAAUCUUUUCAGAAAAAGAAGUUUAUGUGGCAGAAAAGAAUAAAGGACAUAAAUGUAAAUGAUUUAUUUCAUUGUCAAAACUCCAACCUUAAAUCGAUAAACAUCAUGUGCAAAUUGUACGUUUCUCUUCUUCUUCUUCCUCGUCCCAGGGUACUUCUCAUGGUAGUAUUCAUCCAUCGGUCCCUGAUAUCGCCCAGAUUUGAGGACUUUCGGUCACUUUACAGUUCAGGAUUGCUUUGUUAUGUAUUUUUAUUUUGAAUUUGACUUAUUUUAACAAGCAUGUUGAAAGGUAUUUUCUGCAACAUGUCUUGGGCACACCUUACAGUAACUCAGCAUGUUUUGAUAAAGAAGAUAUUUGGAAUUUUUGCAGUUUCUUGUACAGUGCAUGUCAACUUUAUUACUUUUCCCCUCACAUUACACCAAGCAGCAAAGUGGGUCUUCCUCGGCCAUUUAUGGAGGUUCAAAAGAAAAAAAACAAGAAAAGGAAAACAACAUUCCACCCCGCCCCUCUCCCCCUCCCUCCCAAAGUCAUAUUUUCUUUCAGGUUUUGGGGGGAAAAAAAGGGAAUAAUAUUUUCUAUACCUAAAGGAUGUUGGCUACACAGUUGUAACUGCAAGUUUAUUUUAUUUCAGUAUUGUUGAUGAACAUGCAAAAACAAUUUGUACUGGUACACCUAAUCAUGCAGCAACAAACAUGCAAGAGUUGUGUGUUGCUGUGGUUCAAUUUUAUAGGCAGUCUGGAUGAGCAGAAUAAACGUUCAAACGACGCAGGAGAUUGCCACAGAAAACCUUUUUCCUUGUUUUAACGGAAAUGAAAUUAAUUUACUAUAUUUUUGUUAGUUUUAUUUAAAAGCCAAGACCAGUUUAUUUUUUAUUUGUGAUUAAAAACACUUCUCAUGUUUGAGAAGGAUGAAUCUUAUAAUUGCAGUAUGUCUGAAUGAAACUGAACCGAGGCAUUAUUCCAUUUCCACACGAGAACGAUGCAUUUCAAUAUGGAAUACAAGGAAACUUUAUCAUCCAGAGGACCGUUUAUAUUUGAAUUCCUAUUGUACAUAACUAUAGAUGUCAGAAUUUGAAUAAACCAACAAGCAGAAGCAGAUUUCUAGACUCUUCUGGAAGUGGAAAAAUGCCUCCUGAUGACAAAGACAUAUGUUAUUUAUCCCUUUGAAUGCCUUUUCAUUUUCUCUUUUUGGUGCAAUGUGUUAAUGCCAAGGCUAUGUCUUGGUUAAGUAUGGUUGAGUACAGAGAUUUAUGUAAGUUAUUUUUCAAAUUAAGAAUAAAAAAAUUGAUAUUACAUUGAU